CCGAGAGGAACAUUACGCAGCGCUGAAGAAGAGUUCGAACAGAGACGCUUCCGGUGCAAACAUUUCACAAAUUUUUCCGGUCAUUUGUUUUUGGAUGAGAUUCUGGCAAAGAGAAGUUAAGCCUACAAAAACCAACCAUGACAUCUCUAUCAAGCAGCAGCUCUUCCGGGACAGAGUACAUAGUGCGAGUGCCCAAAAAUACCACGAAAAAGUACAAUAUUAUGGCGUUCAAUGCUGGAGACAAAGUGGCUUGUUCGACAUGGACACAGGCUCGUAUGGAACGUGACAUGAGUGCGCGGCGCAUUUACGGCGAGGAGGAGGCGGCCGAGGGAGCAGCCGGGAGUGAGUUUGGGAAAAAGCAAAGGGAGGAGGCGAGGAGGAAGAAGUUUGGGAUCGUCACCAAAGAGUUUAAAGUAGAAGACCAACCCUGGAUUCUCAAAGUCAACGGGAAAGCGGGCAAGAGGUUUAAGGGAAUAAAGAAGGGCGGUGUUACAGAGAACGCGUCAUACUACAUCUUCACACAGUGUGUUGACGGUGCGUUCGAGGCCUUUCCAGUGCACGGCUGGUACAAUUUCAUGCCUGUGGCCAAGCACCGGACACUGACAGCGGAGGAGGCCGAGGAGGAGUGGGGCAGGAGGAACAAAGUCGUGAACCACUUCAGCAUCAUGCUCCAGAGGCGUCUGAGGGAGCAGGAGCGCGGGGAGGACGAAGAGGACGAGGCAGAGAAAGGGGGAAAGAAGAAGAAGAAGGGCGGAGGGCGAGGAGGAGACCUGCGCAUACACGACCUGGAGGACGACCUGGAGAUGAGCAGUGACGACAGCCACAGCAGCGGAGGAGAGGACGGUGAGAGCAAAUCGAAGCCUAAAAAAGACGCCGGUAAGGGCAAAGGGAAGAAGAAGAAGAGAAAGGGCAAUGAGCACGAGGCUCUGGAGGACAGUGACGACGGAGACUACGAAGGACUGGAGGUGGACUACAUGUCUGACGAAAGCAGUUCAGAAGAGGAACCAGAGAAGGGGAAGCCAGUCAAAGCAGAGGAACACCCCAAAGGGAUUGAUGAAAUGUCUGAGAGCGAAGAAGAGAGCGAAGAAGAGAAACAGAACGAGGAGGAAACAAAAGAGGAGGAGGAAGAGGACGAUGGGAAGAAGACCCCCGUCCAACCAGAGAAAAAGAAGAAGAAAGCAGACAGCAGUGGUGAGUCUGAAAGCUCAGACGACAGCGACAUCGAAGGAGAGACGGCAUCAGCUUUGUUCAUGAAAAAGCGCACUCCCCCAAAGCGUGCAGGGGGACGUGGCUCCGCCGGCAGCUCCAGGACCGGGAGUCGUCCUGGGACUCCCUCCAUCGACUCUGGCUCCACCUCCAGCACUCUGCGGGCGGCUGCCAGCAAGCUCGAGCAAGGAAAAAGACAGAGCGGCUCAGCCACAGACACUCCUGCUGCCAAGAGGCUCAAGAUGGAGCCCAACAGUCAGAGCCCCGCCCCCUCUGGGAAGAGCACGCCUCAGCCUGCUUCUGGAAAAUCUACACCGAGCUCAAGUGACGUCCAGCUGACAGAGGAGGCCGUGAGGAGGUACCUGAUCCGGAAGCCCAUGACCACCAAAGACCUGCUCAAGAAGUUCCAGACCAAACGCACGGGUCUGAGCAACGAGCAGACGGUGAACGUGUUAGCUCAGAUCCUCAAGAGGCUCAACCCCGAGCGCAAAAACGUCAACGACAAGAUGCAUUUUUAUCUCACAGAAUAACCAUGGACUGAAGCACAGAAGCAAAGACUGAAGAUAAAACAUAAAGUGGACAUUUUAGUUCUACCAUUACCCUAGUAUUAAGAAUCAGUUUGAAUUUGUUAAAGUUUUCUAAUAAAAUAACACAUUGUUUCCUGGAGUCUAACCCAAAA
Messenger RNA from Boleophthalmus pectinirostris (great blue-spotted mudskipper), 1885 nucleotides. RefSeq names its product general transcription factor IIF, polypeptide 1 (gene gtf2f1). Gene Ontology annotation, biological process: positive regulation of transcription elongation by RNA polymerase II; transcription initiation at RNA polymerase II promoter. Bases 138 to 1736 code for a protein of 532 amino acids. Gene Ontology annotation, molecular function: DNA binding; RNA polymerase II general transcription initiation factor activity; TFIIF-class transcription factor complex binding. The transcript has 14 exons. NCBI's taxonomy places the organism in Eukaryota, Metazoa, Chordata, Actinopteri, Gobiiformes, Gobiidae. The record is from RefSeq and is a predicted model, not a curated record. Gene Ontology annotation, cellular component: nucleus; transcription factor TFIIF complex.